Molecule: messenger RNA, 957 nt
Organism: Plutella xylostella (diamondback moth)
Lineage: Eukaryota; Metazoa; Arthropoda; Insecta; Lepidoptera; Plutellidae
Gene: DnaJ-21
Product: dnaJ homolog member 21
Cellular component (GO): nucleus
Source: RefSeq, a predicted model, not a curated record
CAGUUGACAGAGAAGUUGUUUGGUCGGUUUUGGUUGUGGUGUGGCUGUGCGUUGAUUGAUUUUUCAACACAAAUAAAUAGUGUUGUGUGAUGCCAAUAAAACCACAGUAACACAUCUUAUUUGUGUAAUCUGAUACAAACAUAUUUGCCACAAUGUCUGGGGGAGCUUCUACAGCCAAGGAAGAAUCCUUCAACGAGUUCUACCAUGAGGUUAAAGAAAUUGAAAAGCGCGAUUCUGUGUUAACCCCUAAGCAACAGAUAGAGAGACUGCUUCGACCAGGGUCCACGUACUUCAACCUUAAUCCUUUCGAGGUAUUGCAAGUCGAGCCAGAAGCGACAUUAGAUGAAAUCAAGAAGAAAUACCGGCGGUUGUCCAUUCUGGUCCAUCCAGAUAAGAAUAUGGAUGACUUAGAAAGAGCCCAGCAGGCGUUUGAAAUCAUAAACAGAGCUUGGAAGACAUUGGAAAGUGAAGAGACAAGAAAAAAAUGCUUGGAUAUUUACCAAGAAGCCAAAGAGAGAACAGAUCAUAUGAUUGAACAAAAGCGGAAGAAACAAAAGAAAGAUGGCCGACAAUCUGAAGGUAUCCCAGAAGAUGAUGCUGAUAAGUAUAAACAUUCAGUUUAUGUAAUGACCAUGAAGUUGUUUGCUGACAUGGAGCGCAAGCGGCAGCACCUCGAGGUUCGCGACAUGGAGGAGCGCAAGCGCAAGCGCGAGGCCGAGAUCGAGGAGGAGGAGCAGGUGUCCAUCGAGAAGGAGUGGGCUAAGAACUUUGAGGAAUCUCGACAAAACCGCGUGGACAGCUGGAAGGUGUUCCAGUCGGGCAGCGGCGGGAAGGAAAAGAAGAAGAAGAAGGUGGGCAUGGGCUUCAAGCCGCCCAAGCCCAAGCCCGAGAGCAGAUAACUCAGUGACCUUACCCUAUAGUGAUUAUGAUAAUAUAACUGAUAGCUUGUAAUUAUUA